Messenger RNA from Oppiella nova, 2280 nucleotides. The record is from the annotation of a GenBank genome assembly. NCBI's taxonomy places the organism in Eukaryota, Metazoa, Arthropoda, Arachnida, Sarcoptiformes, Oppiidae.
GUGGCCGGUAGUCAAGCGGUGGCCCAAAAUGUAUACCACUUUCUGCGAGAACUGGGCUAUCGGUACGAGUCGUACGUAUUUCAUAGCCUAUCGGUAGGCGGCUAUCAGUCGGGCGAAGUACUCCUGAAACUCGUCGAAAGCGCCGAUCAGUCUGUGUUUGACAAAACGUGUCGUUCCCUGAAAGGCAUUGUAUACGACUCGACGGUAUUCCCAUCGGACGCACCGGUAGGUAUGGCAAAGGCGUCUACCGCUAAUCCCGUGCUCCAGACGCUCAUUGGAAAGAUGUAUUGGGACGAGAAGUGUAAGCCCUGUGCCGACGACGCCAACAAAUUUCCGCCUAAAAUCAUUGGCGCCGUUAAGACGAGGCCCGGGAUGUGGUAUUAUUUUGAUAGAGACGGCAAAUACUGCGCCCGUAAGGACAAGGAUGUCACCGAGUGUACCGACUGGAAGGACAACAAAGAGGCGUUUGGCUGCGACGCCGACCCCUCCGACGAGAUGCAGGAGCUCUGCGAUAAGCCUACGAUCAAAGCGGCCGGCAAUCACUGGCCCUUAAUAUACGUAUUCCGGGGUCAGCGGUACUGGCAGUUCGACAACAAGGAACAGCCGGGCAAACCACUCGGCAAACUACUGUCGGGUCCGCUACCGGCGCGCGACAAGUGGCCGGGCAUUCACCUGCCGGGCGGCCAGAGUUUCCACAAGACUGCGAUGGUUAUGGUGUAUAGGAAUAAGUGGUCGCUUUGGCAUUUGGGUAAAGACCCGAAAGGGGAUGUGUUUGAUGAGCCCAUACUGGAUAAGGGCGAUGACGACGACGAGGACGGGGAUGUGAAGAAUGCCGGCGCCCUCAUCAACGUGGAUGUGGCCGGCGCUCGAUAUGCGAAGAUAAAGGGCGAUGAGGUCUGCAAUCUGCAGAUCACGUACAACCAGUCCGUGUGGAUCGGCGACUGUCGUAAGGUAGUCAUCGAUGCCGAACAGUUCCCGCCCAGCAUUGUGGCCGCCAUUAAGGGAAGGGAUCAUCACUGGUAUUACUUCAAUGAGAAUGGAAAACACUGCAAGCGGAAGGAGGGUGCGAGGGAACAGUGCACGGAUUGGAAGGGGAACGGUAUCCUAUUUGGCUGUAACGCCAAGAAACUGAAAUCAGACUUGGAAUCCCUGUGCGACAACGUGACCAUCACGUCGGGCGGUAAUUACCCGCCGUUUGUCUACGUAUUCCGGGGCCGGAAGUACUGGAAAUUCAACGGCCAUUACCCGAAACCCGGCAAACCUUUCGGUGAGCUCCUGAAGGGUAACCGUCCCUCGAAGGAGGAGUUCGACGGCAUACAUAUGCCGGGCGGCGUCUCCUUUAAUAAGAACGCCUUCGUUGUGGUCUAUAAGAACACGUGGAGUCAGUGGAAACCCAAGGGCUCUGACGCGCGCCUACACAAGAAAAUGAGGAAAAACGACAAUGAGAUCAAUAACGCGCCGAUAGGGACGGCCACUAUGGAGAUCAUAGGUGAGCCGGACGACCAGCCCGAUGGAGAUGCUGUUGAUAGGGGAGCGCUGGUAGCCCUGAACGAGAAGAAGGGCAGGUAUGCCGUGAUUAGAGGUCAGGAUAUUUGCUAUUACGCGGUGACAGACUCCAAGUGCUCGACGGUCGGGAAGUGCGUGGAUUUGAGUGAAGACAGGAAUAACUUCCCGCCGAAUGUGGUGGCGGUGCUGAGGGACAGGGAUAAGAACUGGUACUUCUUCAACACCAACGGCAAGUACUGUAAGCGUAAUAAAGCGGACAAGAAGAAGUGCUCGGACUGGAAGUCCAAUGAGGAGGCGUUCGGGUGUCGCGUGAAAAGCAAAGUCUCGUUCGUGCAGUCGCUGUGCGGGAACGUCCAGAUCAGCUCCGGGACCAACUUCUCGCCCUUCCUGUACGUGUUUAGGGGCGCGAAGUACUGGAAGUUCAAUAACCGGCCCAAAGCGGGCAAACCGUUUGGCGAUAUCGUUGAGGGCGGGAAGUUAGCCGCCGACAAGUGGCCGGACAUACACUUCCCGGGAGGGGUCGGCUAUCGGAAAACCUCGUUUGUGAUGAUCUACAAAAAUAAGUGGUCGCUCUGGAAGAAGUCGGUGGCGUCCGUAUUGGAUGAGCCCAUAGGUGUGUCCACUGAGGGCAGUACCGGUGCUGAUGAUGAGAAUGAUGUGAUGGUGAAGGCGUCGGCCGACGGCACGCUUGAGGAAGAUAUGGCCGAUGGAGACGCCGAUUACGAGAUGGACAGGGAGGAGCCCUUCAUUGUGGAUAAUACGUUAGAUGGUUAG